AAAUGGCGGAAGGCAAUGGCGAACUGGUAGAUGACAUCAAUCAAAAAUCAGAAGAUCGCGGCGAUGGUGAAAGAACAGAAGAUUAUCCAAAACUUUUGGAAUAUGGCUUAGAUAAAAAAGUUGCCGGUAAACUAGAUGAUAUAUAUAAAACAGGAAAACUCGCCCACGUAGAAUUAGAUGAACGCGCACUGGAUGCGCUUAAAGAGUUUCCGGUUGAUGGUGCCUUGAAUGUAUUAAGUCAGUUCCUGGAAUCAAAUUUGGAACAUGUAUCGAAUAAAUCUGCGUAUUUAUGUGGGGUUAUGAAAACCUAUCGACAAAAAAGUCGAGCCAGUCAACAAGGUGUACCAACACCAGCAACCACAGUGCAAGUUAAAGGACCAGAUGAGGAAAAAAUCAAAAAAAUACUAGAACGUACCGGUUACACUUUAGAUGUGACCACGGGCCAGCGCAAAUAUGGUGGACCACCUCCUAAUUGGGAUGGUCCGGUACCGGGUAAUGGUUGCGAGGUAUUUUGUGGGAAAAUACCCAAAGAUAUGUUUGAGGAUGAACUAAUACCCCUGUUUGAAAAUUGUGGCACCAUUUGGGAUUUACGAUUGAUGAUGGAUCCUAUGACUGGUACAAAUCGUGGUUAUGCAUUUGUUACUUUUACCACAAGAGAAGCCGCCUCUAAUGCCGUCAAACAGCUCGAUAAUCAUGAAAUAAAACCUGGCAAGUGUCUGAAAAUAAAUAUAAGUGUACCGAACCUGCGCCUAUUUGUAGGCAAUAUACCCAAAUCGAAAGGCAAAGAGGAGAUUUUAGAGGAAUUUGGUAAAUUAACAGGUAAAUUACUGAAUGAUUAUGAAAUUCGGAAAGGCAAAAAGAUUGGUGUAACGAUAUCAUUUAAUAAUCACCGGCUUUUUGUCGGCAAUAUACCUAAGAAUAGAGAUCAUGAUGAAUUAAUUGAGGAAUUUGCUAAACAUGCACAUUUAUUUUUUGAAAACUUUAUUAAUGUUUUCUUUCGUUUUUUUUUUUACACAUUUAAGGUCUCCUUAGCAAAGCCACCUUCAGAUAAAAAGAAAAAAGAAGAAAUUUUACGUGCUCGUGAACGCAGAAUGAUGCAAAUGAUGCAAGGACGUCCUGGUGGUCUAGUAGGAAAUCUAUCGCCAACACAUCCCGGCAUGAUACCAUUAGGUACACCCAUGCGUAUACCAGGUGCUCCCAGAAUUCCUCUACGUACACCAAUGCCACGUGACUAUGAUUAUGAUUAUGACUUUUAUGGUUAUUCGGAUUAUCGCGGUGCUGGCUACAAUGAUACGUAUUAUGAAGAUUUUUAUCGUACCUAUGAAGGAGAAUAUUUCUUUGAUUAUCCACCCGGUGCGGUGGCACCACUACCGCCAACUGUUGGUAGUGGCGCUGCUGCAGGUGGUUUACCCAGAACAACGCGUAAUAAUGUGGGGGUUGGCCGUGGGCGUGGAAUCACAGCGCGUGGCCGAACCGUUGGGCUCCGUGGCAACAUCAAUCGUCAGGGGGCCCCUCAAGCGGCGGUGGUGGCGGCGGCGGUGGCGGCUCAACGGGGGGCCACCGUUCAGGGGGCUCUGCAAGCAACCGGGGGGGUCCGUGGGGUGGGACAAAUUCGUCCCAGCGCUCGUGGCACUCAGCACGCCAAACCGCUACAAAAUUUACCAGUAGUAGUCGGUAAACGUAAAUUUGAUGGAGGUCACCAAAAUCCAGCAGAUAUUAAGCGACGUUACCCAGGCGGUUUAAUAGGAAAUGGCGGCAGUUGGGGCAGUUUACCACUACCACAACAACCAUUAGGCACUAAUGGUGAACAAUGGUAUACGGAUACGUUUUCAACUUGGAGUUAAAAAAACUAAAUUUUCAAUUUCAAUUCAAAUAAAAAAAUAAUUAUACAUGUUUUUUUUUUUAAUUUUAUAACAAAAUUUAAAUUUGAAAAAAAGAAAGAAAAAAUAAUAUUAUAUAAUAAUUAAAGCUAAAAACACACAGACAUACACAUCUACAAUAAUUACAUUUUAUAGAAGAAAAGAAAAACAAAAUUUAAUUAAAAUUAAAAAUAAUAAUAAUAAUAA
Lucilia cuprina (Australian sheep blowfly) is the source of this 2066-nucleotide messenger RNA. It is a transcript of the gene Syp, whose product is annotated as heterogeneous nuclear ribonucleoprotein Q. Gene Ontology annotation, cellular component: ribonucleoprotein complex; nucleus. The transcript is spliced from 10 exons. The coding region runs from base 3 to 1844 and encodes 613 amino acids. The record is from RefSeq and is a predicted model, not a curated record. Lineage: Eukaryota; Metazoa; Arthropoda; Insecta; Diptera; Calliphoridae. Gene Ontology annotation, molecular function: mRNA binding.